Fonsecaea erecta is the source of this 765-nucleotide messenger RNA. RefSeq lists its product as hypothetical. The coding region runs from base 1 to 765 and encodes 254 amino acids. The transcript has 3 exons. The record is from RefSeq and is a predicted model, not a curated record. NCBI's taxonomy places the organism in Eukaryota, Fungi, Ascomycota, Eurotiomycetes, Chaetothyriales, Herpotrichiellaceae.
AUGUCGGGUGGUGAUUCAACCGGAUUCGAUGAAUGGACCGAGAGCACGGCUCUCCUUGGUCAGCACAGACGGAUUUCUGACCCAACCGCGGCCGACGCGACAGCUGCUCUUGCUUACAAAAGCGGCUACAUCUCCCAGCGACUGGAGGUCGUCUUGUCCCAGUGUCAAACUGAUGGCGAGAUCGACCGUGAGAUGUGGGACGACUUCGAAAUCCACCGUCGCUCCGCGGAUACAUACAUGAAUCAAUAUCUGGACUGCCUGCAGCAGGUGCAGGAGCAACGUUCCGGGCAUGUGCGUGAGAUUGAUGACUUGGAUGAUGGGGUCCCUCCUACAGGCAAGCGAGCACCGGAUUCAAGCGUCGUGACGAGGAAGGAAUGGCGGCUCAAGAUCUCGCGAGACGCUCUGGCUCGUGAUCUGCUGGCCAUGCACGAAACGCUCGAGUUCCUCAAGAUGAGAACUGCUCCGCCGCCGAGGAAAGGUGCUCUAUCCAUCUCUGCAUUGACGAUUUCUGCAGCCACGCUUGGCUGCAUUCUGUGGCGGAACUCCCAUCGCAAAGAGGCUAUCGGCGUCCUCGCGGCCGACGUGGCUGGGGUUGCGUGUUACUACUCGUCCGAGAUGUGGAAAUGGCUCAGGACAAGGUCGAUUGAGCACGUCCAAGAGAAUGUCGAGGCUUUGUUUCGGCGUCUCAAUAGAGGCGAGGUGGACGAACAGAACCGAGGUCUUCACGGAAUGUCGCCUUGGAUGGUAGAUCAGUUUAGAAAAUGA